Pocillopora verrucosa is the source of this 2412-nucleotide messenger RNA. The record is from RefSeq and is a predicted model, not a curated record. NCBI's taxonomy places the organism in Eukaryota, Metazoa, Cnidaria, Anthozoa, Scleractinia, Pocilloporidae.
AUGGCGAAGGUUCGUGAAGUCCAGUGGGUACUUCGCCUUUGCAAACUCACCAAACGAGUUCUUAGGAACUGUUGGGCCUGUAAAAGGUUUCAAGCCGUGGCUGCUCCUCACCCACCAGCCAGACCCCUGCUAAGGGACAGAACUGAAGGAGACAAUCCCUUCAGCGUCAUUGGAGUAGACAUCACCGGACCUGUAAACCUAAUUUGUUUGUCCUCUUCAAAUGUAGCUGCUAGAUCACAUGAUGAAGCAAGUGAAAUUAAUCUAAUGAAGUCUGCCACAUCAUUGAAGGUGACUCUCCUGGGCAGUGGGUGGAGUUCGUCAAUAGCGGGCUUGUCCACCAUCAACAGACAGCUUGCCAUUCUGUUGGCCAAACACUCUGAAGUGGACGUUACUCUCCUAGUCCCACAGUUUGCCUGCUCUGAAGAAGAGAAGAGGAUGGCAUCAAGUCACAAUGUUUCCAUCCAGGAGGCCAAGAAACUUGCAGGCUUCAGAAAUCCUCUUGAAUGGUUGAGUUUCCCACCAAGAGACCUUGUCAUUGACUUUGUGCUGGGUCAUGGUGCAAAGCUUGGUAAGCAAGCCCAAGUUAUCAGAAAGUCUCACAGUUGCAAAUGGAUUCAGGUGGUGCACACUGCACCCGAAGAACUAGCAAUGUACAAAAACUAUCCCGAGGCCAUUUCCAAAGGAGAAGAUGAGAAUACAACUGAAGUGGAGUUGUGUAAGUUGGCAGAUGCUGUGAUGGCAGUUGGACCAAAGUUGGCGACGGCUUACUCUUGCUACCUGCGCCCAUGGGGGAAGCAGCAAGGUAUAAUUCAACUGACGCCAAGCACGUUCAGUGAGUUUUCCGACGUAAAACAAGCUGCAAUUGAUACGGUCAAGUUUAAGGUUCUAACGUUUGGCCGUGGUGACCCAGAGGAUUUCAGCUUGGAGGGCUAUGAUAUUUCUGCUAAAGCAAUAGUUGAACUGAGAGACAACUCUUACCAUCUGAUUGUCGUAGGUGCACCUGACGGUAAACAGGAUGAGGUUGCAUAUAAUUUACUCAAAUGUGGAAUUGGUAGAAAGCAGCUGACCGUGAGAAGGUCCAUGCGAAGGAUAGAGGAAUUGAAAAUGUUAUUCUGUCAAGCUGAUCUCUGCAUCAUGCCCUCCAGAACAGAGGGUUUUGGUUUGACAGCGUUAGAAGCGUUGUCUGCUGGUCUUCCCAUUCUUGUCAGUGGAAACUCAGGAUUUGGUGAAGCACUGUGCGCUGUACCAUCAGGCAAAUCAUUCGUGGUGGAGUCUGAGGACCCUGGGGAGUGGGCAAAGGCAAUUGCUAGUGUCCGACAGAAGGAAAGAUCAGAUCGCCUUGAAGAUAUUCGACAAGUGAGAAGUUUAUAUGAAGAGAAGUAUAGCUGGGAGAAGCAAUGUGACAGUCUUGUGGAGAAAAUGUGGGACAUAUUUCACGCUUCUGAAAGACGAGACACAAGUUUCAGCGUUCGGCAUGUCGAAGUUAUUGGCACGUCAACCGAACAACUAAGAGUUGAUUCAUUACUGAGUCCAAGUUCUCUUGACCGAAUCAUCCAGGAACUUCAGCGGAUGCAACUCGAUGCAAGAAAAGUCAAAAACAGAAUAGAUCUAUUAUUGGGGCUGAGGAAUAUUGCAUCAGACAGAGGCUUCAGAAUAUCUGACAAUCCAGGAUUAGGAAAUUGCAUGUUCGAUGCCUUGUCUGAACAACUGGAAAUUGUUCAGGGAAUCAAAAUCCCACAUGGUGAAUUAAGACAAAGCUUGGUUCAGUACCUCAAGGGAAACCGAAAACUUCCGGAUGGAACGGAUCUGUUUCAUUUUGUCCAUGGACAUCAAACAUGGACUGAAUACCUUGUACACAUGGAACAAGAUGGCGCUUCGGGCGAUCACGUGAUUCUGUGGGCCGCAGCAAGCUACUUUAAAACGUGCAUUCGUGUGGUCAGCAGUCUAUCCCAUAGCAAUGAUGUAAUCAUAACGCCACACUGUCCAGUUGACGAAAACAAACCUCUUGUGCUGGGAAAUAUUCAUGAAUUGUACUUUGUCAGCCUUCAACCCGUGCAAGAGCAGGAAUUUGAUGAUGAUGCAGGAGGAGAACUUGAUUUAAGGCGCGACACAGACGAGAGGGAAGUUAUUACAUGUGAAGUGGACCCAAGUCUACUUGCUCACCUUGAAGCCAUUGGCAAGAAAGGAGCGGAAAAAGUCACGAAAAAGGAGGAUAAUCAGAAGUACAAACGCCAAAAAACAGAAAUCCUUGAGGAGGACCCAUUUUUGUCCAUGGCGAGGGACGAACACCAAUUAAAGAUGAAGGUUCUAAAGCUUCAAGAGUGGAAGCUAAUGCACCAAUGCGAUAACAUGGGAAUUAGUUUACCACCUGCAUACGUCAAUGAAGAGGAAGAUUCUUUAAGCAACCUGUAG